This is a messenger RNA of Arachis ipaensis, 1435 nucleotides long. RefSeq names its product cationic peroxidase 1-like. The record is from RefSeq and is a predicted model, not a curated record. Lineage: Eukaryota; Viridiplantae; Streptophyta; Magnoliopsida; Fabales; Fabaceae. Gene Ontology annotation, molecular function: peroxidase activity; heme binding. Gene Ontology annotation, biological process: hydrogen peroxide catabolic process; response to oxidative stress.
GAAUCACAAACUCUAUCAUUGCUAGUUGUCAAAGAAGAGUUCCAUUAACAUACAUGGCUGCAAGUAUGACAACACUUUCUUGCUUCAAACUAAGAAUAUGUUUGUCGUUUUGUCUUGUAGGGUUAACACUAGCACAGUUACAACCUAGUACCUUCUAUGACAAUCGGUGUCCUAAAGCCCUUGUUACCAUCAAAGCAGCAGUCAAUCUUGCUGUCUUGAAGGAGCGUAGAAUGGCUGCAUCCUUGCUCCGUCUUCAUUUCCAUGAUUGCUUUGUUCAAGGAUGUGAUGCUUCAGUGUUGCUAGAUGACACAGCAAAUUUCACUGGUGAGCGAUCUGCUUUACCGAAUAGAAGCUCUCUGAGGGGUUUCAAUGUUAUAGAGAACAUUAAAUCCGCACUUGAGUUUAUUUGUCCUGGAGUUGUUUCUUGUGCUGACAUUCUCGCCGUUGCUGCAAGAGAUUCAGUUGUUGCCUUGGGUGGAACUUGGUGGGACGUGAACUUGGGGAGAAGAGACUCAAGAACUGCAAGUCUAACAGAUGCUAAUAACGACUUACCUGCUCCUUUUUUGGACCUUGGUAACAUUAUCACUGCUUUUAGUAACAAGGGUUUCACAGUUCAAGAUAUGGUUGCCUUAUCAGGUGCUCACACAAUAGGGAAAGCACGUUGUACAAAUUUCAGAUCAAGGAUUUACAACGAAACCAACAUAGAUCCCUCUUUUGCGAAAUCCAUGCAAGAAAUUUGUCCAAUUUCAGGUGGUGGCAACAACUUAGCGUCUUUGGAUGUUAGCACUACAAUUGAUCAAUUUGACAACAGAUAUUUCACAGAUUUAGUGAAUAAAAAGGGUCUUUUGCAUUCGGACCAAGUACUCUUUAAUAACGGUUCCACAGAUUCACAAGUUCAAAAUUAUGUGAACAAUCCAACUCUCUUCCAAACUGAUUUUGCUAAGGCAAUGGUUAAGAUGGGACAACUUAGCCCACUAAUUUCACCCAAUGGUGAGAUUAGAAAGCAAUGUAGUAGAGUCAAUUGAGUUAUUACUUAACAAAAUCAGCAAUCAAUUUUUAAACAAAACUCAUCAGAUCUGUAAUGAAAUAGUCUUUUGUUUGUCGAGUUAAAAGAUAACGUGAGAAUUUAAAAAAAAAAAAAUUGGUGUUUUGAAAUUAAAUAAAUUAUUUUUGUGGGUGUAUAAAUAUUUGUAUGUCUUUUAAGUAUGUUCAAUAUAUGUUUUAAAAAUAUUUGCAACCACUAUUAUCUUUAUUUUAUGAUAUCUAAAAUUAACUUAGAUAAAAUUUUAAGAAUUAUAUUAGUGGUUGUAAAUAUUUGAGGUUGAUUAUUGUUAUUGAUGUAUACCUUGUGAAGUAUUAAAUAAUUAUGAGACGAAUAUUAUUUACCGUUACAUGUCUGUAUUUUUAUAAUUUGAUUGAGUAAAAAAUUAUAUUU